Syngnathoides biaculeatus (alligator pipefish) is the source of this 2594-nucleotide messenger RNA. RefSeq names its product prominin 2 (gene prom2). Gene Ontology annotation, cellular component: cell surface; cilium; apical plasma membrane. The transcript is spliced from 22 exons. Bases 110 to 2290 code for a protein of 726 amino acids. NCBI's taxonomy places the organism in Eukaryota, Metazoa, Chordata, Actinopteri, Syngnathiformes, Syngnathidae. Gene Ontology annotation, molecular function: cholesterol binding. The record is from RefSeq and is a predicted model, not a curated record.
CAAGGGAUCAUUUCAGCUGUGGAACGUGAGACGCUGCCCAUCUGGGAACCCCUAAUGUAAGCCCCCUCGACCAAUCAGCACGACUUCAUGUUUUGGUGCUAGGCAAGGCAUGGCUGGCGUGUUGAGGGCCGCAGUAGGACUGUGGCUUCUGGGGCCUUGCAGAGCCGAGUUACAAUGCCGGUCCUAUAACCCGACGGACUUGCCCCAGUUUGCGUUCUACAAUUUGUCUGACCGUGCCACCGGCUUCAUGGCGGGAAUGGUUAAUGGCUUCCUCGGUGUGAUCCAGCCCAAUCCCUUUCCUAAAGAUCUGAUCAAGAAAGCAAUACUGCCUGGGGCGUUAACGGAUGACACUUUUAUUAAACAAGUGUUGUCCUACGAGGUGGGCUUCGUGUUGUGUGCAACCAUCGGCAUCCUCUACAUCCUUCUGACGCCUUUGGUGGGCGCUGUGAUGGCCUGCUGCCGCUGCUGUGGCAACUGUGGUGGCGGAAUGUACCAGAAGCAGACGACGACCAUUCACUUGAACCGCAGAACCUUGUACUGGAGCGCUGUUGUCACUACGCUUAUCAUCUUAGCUGGGAACAUCUGCAUGUUCAGAAGUAACAUAGCGUUCAAAGAGAGCCUGGACCACAGCCGAGAUCAACUCGAUAAAACCUUGGACAACAUCAACACGUUUGUCACGACACUGCCGCUGCAAGUCGAUCAUGUAGUGAACCAGAGCCUUUUGUUUGUGGACACAAUCAAAACAAGCAUACAGGCUCUGGAAAAUCUGACGUUGCUUUGGAAUGAGCUGAGUGUUAAAAUGGGAGCUGCGGCGACCAAUUUGACGAAUCUUAAGACCAGCAUAGGUAGUAUCCUGGAUAAUGAACUUUGCAAUUGCCAAGAAAUGAAGACAAGUCUAGAUGCAAUUCAACUGGACGACCAACUCUUUAAAGACGAAUCGGUGAAUAAAUUGGAAGAAUCAUUGACUCGGGUUGAUUUUGCCGCUAAGCAGUUCGGGGACAUCCAGAAUGACCUGACGCGCGUGAUCAGCAAUUUGGACACCACACAACUGGAUGUAAUCAAACAGAGCAUCUCCAGUAAGGUCAAAAGCAUCCCUUUAAACGAGAACCUGUUCUUGGGCCCUGUGAAUAAGCUACGCAAAGACAUCCGCCAGUUUGACCCGCAAGUGGAACGAGCGGAGGGUAUCAGGUGGCGCGUGUGCAUCGUCUUGUGUUGCCUGGUCCUGCUGGUGGUUCUGUGUAACCUCUUGGGUCUCGUCUUGGGUCCCCUCGGUCUCAAACAGGCUGAAGAUCCCACAGCGCGCUCCUGCUUAGCCAAUUGUGGUGGAAUAAUCCUCAUGAUUGGAGCGAGUGUGAGCUUCCUGUUCUCGUGGCUGCUCAUGUUGGUUGUGACGCUGCUCUUUUUGGCCGGCGGCAACGUUCACACACUGGUGUGUCAGCCUUGGAGAACCGGAGAACUGCUCGAGUUUGCUCCAACUGUGUUCCCAUCCUUGGAUUUGGGCCAUGUCUUAAAUAAGAAAAGCAACAUCACACUCUCUGAUGUAUACAGAGACUGCAGGGACAACAAGCCUCUGUGGUCCAUACUCCACUUAAAUGAGAAAUAUGAUAUUGACAGCUACCUCGACAUAUCCAAAGACAUUGCCUUUGACAAUAUCACCGUGGAUAUUCCUAAAACCAGCAUCUUCAACACAGACAUCAGUGAUUAUUUGAAUACUUCACAAUUGAGCAGUGGCACUAUUUCCAAACAGAUUGUCGAGUUAAUACAGAAGCUGGAGGCAGCAGCUGUCAUGCUCGAAGACAAGGCCAAUGUGCUAACAGUUGCACCGGUAUCGCCCCAAAGUGCAGAAAUUGCAGUUCGGCUCCAAGACACAGCCACAACCCUGAGGCAAAUUCAGACGGAUGUAGAGAAGAACAUCCUACCAACAAUUGAUAAGAUUGACCCAGCCAAGAAAGAAGUAAUGGAUGCUGUGCAAGAGCUGCAGAAUCUCGAAAAAAGACUCCACGAUAUCGACAUCAACAGUGUGAUUAAGAAGUUUAUGGACUGCCAGCUGACAAACAUCGAUGAAUUUUCUAUGUGGGCCAAAGAUACGCUUACCGACAAGUUGGGGCGCUGCGGUCGUGUGGCUGAGGUUGUGGACUCGGCUGAGAGCAUCCUGUGUUCGCGCCUUGUGCCUUCUCUGAAUGCCUUCUGGUUCAGUCUCGGCUGGUGCAUGAUCUUCUUUAUCCCCAGCAUCGUAUUCUCCGUGAAACUAGCAAAGCACUACAGGAGAAUGAAGUAUUCUGAUGAGUGAAUAUAUUUACACCUGUGUCCGAGAGGAUGGACUCACUCUGAAGGCACAAAAAUGAAUUUUUGAAAAGAAAAAUGGAAUUUUACAAAACACCCCGGCACAGAUGUUAAACUUUCCAUUGAUUUUUUUUUUUUUUUUUUUUUAAGUCUAGGCAAAAUAACCUUAAAGGUCUACCGACAUUCCUAUAUACAUUGUAAAAUUGAUAUUGUUAUGAAAAUUACAUAUAAUAUUAGCAACUUCAAUGUCUAUAGGAAAAACAAAAUGAGGGUGUCAUCCAUGCACAAAUUUGCAGAACUCUCACCCGACA